AUGGGCCGUCAUUUCGACAAAUUGAUGACGAAACUCCAUGGGGUAGCAGAUUCGGGGGCUCAGGACCUUUACAGAUGGUACAGCUACACCAGUCUCGACAUUAUCAGCGCGCUGACGUUCGGCCAAUCUUACAAUUGCCUGGACUCUCUGUCGUACCCCGAAGUAUUUGGCAAACUAGGUAAAUUUGUCAUGAACCGCGUACUCCUCGGCGCUGCCACCCAUUAUCACCCAUUGAUUCUUUGGGGGCUCUUACGCUGGGCGCCAGUCGAAGUCCGGAAUGGGAAGAUGGAAUGGCAUCGCCACAUCAGAAAUCUGCUAGAUGCUCGGCUCGCUACUAAAGAGGCAGGGCAUGAUUUCACUUCCUAUGUCCUUCGCCACUUCGAUAGACCCACUGGUCUGAAAAUGGCCGAAGUACAGGCCACCUACGCAUCGUUCAUUCUUGGCGGUUCUGAUACAGUGGCCAUAACCCUGGCCACUGCCACGCACUACUUGCUCGCGAAUCCUGUCGUUCUGGACAAGCUCAAACUGGAAGUCCGCAGCGCGUUCACUUCUGAGGCCGACAUAACCAUUGCGCAGGUAACCAAUCUGAAAUAUCUCUUGGCAGUCAUUGACGAAGCCAUGCGGAUCAACCCAGCAUUGGCAGAUGGGCAAACUCGUGUGACUGGUCCCGAGGGGCUCAUAGUCGCUGGGAAGCACAUCCCUGCAUACACCUCGAUUUCUGUCAGCCCCUGGUCUGCGAUGAGAUCCCCGUUACAUUUCCGCCAUCCUGAGGCCUUCGUGCCAGAGAGGUGGCUGUCAAGCAAGGAACCUAUCUACCACGACGACAACAAAAGCAUGCUCCAGCCAUUUGGCAUGGGUGCGCGGCAUUGCCCUGGUUCAAAGUACUGA
Messenger RNA from Diaporthe batatas, 888 nucleotides. RefSeq lists its product as uncharacterized. Gene Ontology annotation, molecular function: oxidoreductase activity, acting on paired donors, with incorporation or reduction of molecular oxygen; iron ion binding; monooxygenase activity. The record is from RefSeq and is a predicted model, not a curated record. Bases 1 to 888 code for a protein of 295 amino acids. NCBI's taxonomy places the organism in Eukaryota, Fungi, Ascomycota, Sordariomycetes, Diaporthales, Diaporthaceae. The transcript has 3 exons.